AUGCCCCGGACCGCGAGCAGCCUUCUGCAGGGCUGGCGGGCGCAGUCGCGUCGCCCGCACGGCUUUUCUCCCACACGCAUCGCGCCCGCGCACGCAUACCGCGCCCUUGAGCGGCUGCCACUGCCGUCGCCGUCACCACCGCUCGCCCGCAGCUAUGCCCAGGCGUUCCGCGCGCAGACGGACCUCGAGAAGCGCAUCGCGGCCAUCCCCAUCGAGCGCUACCGCAACUUCUGCAUCGUCGCGCACGUCGACCACGGCAAGAGCACGCUGUCGGACCGCCUGCUGGAGCUCACGGGCACCAUCGCGCCCGGCGGCAACAAGCAGAUCCUCGACCGCCUGGACGUCGAGCGCGAGCGCGGCAUCACGGUCAAGGCGCAGACGUGCACCAUGAUCUACCGCCACGCCGGGGCCGACUACCUGCUGCACCUCGUCGACACGCCCGGCCACGUCGACUUCCGCGCCGAGGUCUCGCGCAGCUACGCCUCGUGUGGCGGCGCCCUGCUGCUCGUCGACGCCAGCCAGGGCGUCCAGGCCCAGACGGUGGCCAACUUCUACCUCGCCUUCUCGCAGGGCCUGGCGCUGCUGCCCGUCCUGAACAAGGUCGACCUGCCCCACGCCGACCCGCCGCGCGUCCUCGAGCAGAUGCGCGACACCUUCGAGCUGCACCCCGACGACGCCGUGCUGGUCUCGGCCAAGACGGGCCUGAACGUCGCGGCCCUGCUGCCCGCCGUCAUCGACAAGAUCCCGGCCCCCGUCGGCGACCUGGCCAAGCCGCUGCGCCUGCUGCUGGUCGACUCGUGGUACGACGUCUACAAGGGCGUCAUCCUGCUGGUGCGUGUCUUCGACGGCCAGGUGCGCCCCGGCGACACGGUGCGCUCCUUCGCCACGGGCCUCAAGUACAUUGUCGGCGAGGUCGGCAUCAUGUACCCGGACCAGACGCCGCAGACGGUGCUCAAGGCCGGCCAGGUCGGCUACAUCCACUUCAACCCCGGCAUGAAGCGCUCGCAGGAGGCCAAGGUCGGCGACACGUACACGACCGUCGGCAGCGAGAAGCUUGUCGAGCCCUACCCCGGCUUUGAGGAGCCCAAGUCCAUGGUCUUCGUCGCCGCCUUCCCCACCGACCAGGACAACUUUGAGCACCUCGAGGACAGCAUCAACCAGAUCAUCCUCAACGACCGCUCCGUCACCCUGCAGAAGGAGUCGUCCGACGCCCUCGGCGCCGGCUGGCGUCUCGGCUUCCUCGGCACCCUGCACUGCUCCGUCUUCGAGGACCGUCUGCGCCAGGAGCACGGCGCCAACAUCAUCAUCACCCCGCCCUCGGUCCCAUUCAAGGUCCUCUGGCGCGACGGCACAGAGAGCAUCAUCACGAACCCCAACGAGUUCCCCGACGCCGACGAGGUCCACAUGCGCGUGCAGGAGGUCCACGAGCCCUACGUCCUGGCGACCGUCACCCUCCCGCAGGAAUACCUCGGCGAAGUCAUCAAGCUGUGCGAAGCCAACCGCGGCAUCCAGCGCGAACUCACCUUCUUCACCGCCUCGCAGGUCAUCCUCAAAUACGACCUGCCGCUCUCGCACCUCGUCGACGACUUCUUCGGCAAGCUCAAGGGCAGCACAAAGGGCUACGCCUCGCUCGACUACGAAGACGCCGGCUUCCACAAGUCCUCCAUCACGAAACUCAACCUGCUCGUCAACGGCCAGCCCGUCGACGCCGUCUCCCGCGUCCUGCACACCUCCCAGGUCGACCGCGUCGGCCGCCUGUGGGUCGACAAGUUCAAGGAGCACGUCGACCGCCAGAUGUUCGAGGUCAUCAUCCAGGCCGCCGCCGGCCGCCGCAUCGUCGCCCGCGCCACCAUCAAGCCCUUUCGCAAAGACGUCCUGGCCAAGCUGCACGCGAGCGAUCUGUCGCGCCGCAGGAAGCUGCUCGAGAAGCAGAAGGAGGGCCGCAAGAAACUGCGCGCCGUCGGCAAUGUCGUCGUCGAGCAGGAGGCGUUCCAGAAGUUCUUGGCCAAGUAG
Molecule: messenger RNA, 2013 nt
Organism: Didymella exigua CBS 183.55
Lineage: Eukaryota; Fungi; Ascomycota; Dothideomycetes; Pleosporales; Didymellaceae
Product: GTP-binding protein lepa
Exons: 1
Coding region: 1-2013 (670 amino acids)
Biological process (GO): positive regulation of translation
Cellular component (GO): mitochondrion
Molecular function (GO): GTP binding; mitochondrial ribosome binding; GTPase activity
Source: RefSeq, a predicted model, not a curated record